ACAUCAUGGCUUCCUGUUUCAGUUCUUUCGUUUUGUUUUCUUGUCUUGUGAUAGCUUCAUUGCAUGUUCAUGUUUCGAGCUCUAUUUACAUAGUGAAGGGGCUCUCAUGGUCCUUCUACGAGAAGAGCUGCCCGAAGGUUGAGUCCGUCAUAAGGAAACAUCUCAAGAAGGUGUUCGAGGAGGAUAUUGGCCAAGUUCCUGGGCUACUUCGUCUGCACUUCCACGACUUCUUCAUUAAGGGAUGCGAUGCUUCGGUGUUGCUGGAUGGAUCAGCAAGCGAACCGAGCAAGAAGGACGCCCCACCGAACCAGAACUUGAGACGGACAUCAUCACUAGAGAGUAACGCACCAAAACGGAGUUUUGAUUUUCAUGCUUUCCAGAUACAAACCAUUUUAAGCAUCCUCGUGCUCAUACUUUUGGAUAAUUGUAAUAUUUCUUAUUCGGGCGGACCUCAGUAUGACGUGCCAUUGGGAAGGCGGGACGGACUCACAUUUGCUUCUGUAAAUGUGACCGCAGAAAAUUUACCUCCACCAGCUCAGAACGCCAGCCAAAUUCUCACUGCCCUAGCCAAGAAAAACUUUGACGCCACCGAUGUAGUGGCACUCUCUGGAGGCGACACCACCGGGCUUGGGCACUGCGGCGCCUUUACUCGCCGGCUCUACCCGACCCAAGACCCCACCAUGGAGAAGACCUUUGCCCAUGAUCUCAAGGGCGUGUGCCCCACCUCAAACUCCACCAACACCACGGUCUUGGACAUCAGAUCGCCCGACCAAUUCGACAACAGAUACUUCGUGGAUUUGGUGAACCGCCAAGGCCUAUUCCACUCGGACCAAGAUCUGUACGAGGACCCCAUGACGAGGGGCAUCCUCAGUAGCUUCGCCGAGGACCAAGAACUUUUCUUCGAGAAGUUUGUCUUCGCUAUGACGAAGAUGGGGCAACUCGACGUAUUGACGGGAACGGAAGGAGAAAUCCGAGCCAACUGCUCAGUUAGGAAUCUCAGAACCCCGCUCUCCUGAUAAUCUAGAUUUCAUGUACUGUGCUUUCUUUUAUCUUGGUCUGAAGAUAUCGAAGCGACCAAAUCAAGGACUGCUGUAGUCCCAAGUUCAACAUUAUGCCUUUGAAAGUAUUGUCAAAAUCACAUUAGUUGAUGAUUACAAAAAUAUAUUUGGAUUGUACUUUCUUGACGUCAUAUAAGAAUCAAUUCUAAUAUUAAACUGUA
Molecule: messenger RNA, 1219 nt
Organism: Syzygium oleosum
Lineage: Eukaryota; Viridiplantae; Streptophyta; Magnoliopsida; Myrtales; Myrtaceae
Product: peroxidase 12-like
Exons: 3
Coding region: 6-1016 (336 amino acids)
Biological process (GO): hydrogen peroxide catabolic process; response to oxidative stress
Molecular function (GO): heme binding; peroxidase activity
Source: RefSeq, a predicted model, not a curated record